AAUUUGAAAUUUCAUGAAGGAGCACGUGAUGUGUGCCGGUGUGUUGCGUAGUAGGCUUCGAACUUUCUUCACUCUGGAGUCUGCAGGGCAUAAUCGACACCAUGAAUAGUCAAGACGCAUUCAGAAAUUUUGCUCAACAAAUAAAGAGGGCUAGUCAGUCAGGAGGUGGUGGUGGGAUGCCAGGAGGUCCAGGUCGCUUCCUCGCAGGCGGAGGCCUUAUAGUCGCGCUAGUGGGCGGUGGACUUCUUCUGAAUGCGAGCUUGUUCAACGUUGAUGGUGGUCACAGAGCUAUCAAAUAUACUCGUCUCCAGGGUGUUAAGGAUGAGGUGUACAGCGAAGGGACACAUCUCAUGGUUCCCUGGUUCGAGACUCCAAUAGUUUUCGACAUUCGUGCAAAGCCUCGGAGUGUAGCAAGUUUGACUGGCACGAAAGAUUUGCAAAUGGUCAACAUUACUUGCAGAGUUCUGUCACGGCCGGCUGUAUCUGCUCUGCCUCAAAUAUACCGUGAACUAGGAAAAGACUAUGACGAGCGCGUACUACCGUCUAUAGUUAACGAAGUCCUCAAAAGUGUGGUCGCACAGUUCAAUGCAAGUCAGCUUAUUACACAACGUGAGAUGGUGUCCCGGUUAAUUCGCGAGAACUUGACGAAUCGUGCAUUGCGCUUUAAUGUGGUGCUAGACGAUGUGUCUAUUACCCAUGUGGCGUUUUCACCUGAGUUCACGCAUGCUGUCGAGGCCAAGCAGGUCGCUCAACAAACAGCUUUGAGGGCUGCCUUCUUGGUUGAUCAGGCCAUCCAAGAAAAGCAGUCUAUUAUAGUGCGAGCUCAAGGUGAGGCAAAGAGUGCCGAGCUGAUUGGUGAAGCCAUGCGCACGAAUAAAGGAUUUCUGGAGCUUCGUCGGCUUGAGGCCGCAAGGGAUAUCGCCAACAUGCUAGCCUCCUCAGGGAAUAAAGUGAUGUUAGAUGCCCAGAGCCUCUUGUUGAAUGUGACUGGAGAGGACACAAAAGAGUUACUGAAAGUAAAGAAGUAAUCCUAUUACCUUGUCCGCAUCUCGUCGUCAUUGUACUGUCGCUGCUAAUGAAAAUGCACAUGUCGACUAUGAGCUUGCAUAUUGAACUUCAAA
Molecule: messenger RNA, 1121 nt
Organism: Suillus fuscotomentosus
Lineage: Eukaryota; Fungi; Basidiomycota; Agaricomycetes; Boletales; Suillaceae
Product: band 7 family-domain-containing protein
Exons: 9
Coding region: 102-1028 (308 amino acids)
Biological process (GO): mitochondrion organization
Cellular component (GO): membrane; mitochondrion
Source: RefSeq, a predicted model, not a curated record